Penicillium daleae is the source of this 3654-nucleotide messenger RNA. RefSeq lists its product as uncharacterized. Bases 1 to 3654 code for a protein of 1217 amino acids. Gene Ontology annotation, molecular function: protein binding. NCBI's taxonomy places the organism in Eukaryota, Fungi, Ascomycota, Eurotiomycetes, Eurotiales, Aspergillaceae. The record is from RefSeq and is a predicted model, not a curated record. The transcript has 3 exons.
AUGGAUGGAGUUUCCUCGGCUGCGAGCGUAAUCGCUACGGCCGAUUAUGCGGUCUCAUUCCAUGGCUCUAAUUCUGGACUUCAGGUGGGGAUUAAUAAUGGACCGAUCAAUGCCGAGUUCCAUCUUCUUCCCUCAAGUCUCGAGAAGCUACCCUUCGCACACGGGGCUGCGUUAGAUUCAUAUGCGGAUCAAUAUGAUGACGAAUGUCUCGAAGGUACAAGAACCGAUAUACUACAUAAAAUCAGCGAGUGGGCUUUCUCACCGCACGAGAGAGCUAUAUUUUGGCUGCAGGGGAUGGCUGGGACGGGGAAAUCCACAAUAUCCCGGACUGUGGCAAAAUCACUCAAUCAGACCAACCAUCUAGGAGCCAGUUUUUUCUUCAAGAGGGGCGAAGAAGGCCGAGAUAACGCGAAAAAGAUCUUUCCGACACUGGCAAAGCAACUAAUGCUCAGAGUCUCUGGGAUGAGGUCGGGGGUACAAAAGGCACUCGAUCACGACCCUGAAAUUGCGUCAAAAUCGCUCAAGGAGCAAUUCGAGCAACUACUCCUCCAACCGCUACUCAAUCUCGACCAAGUUGGCGAAUGCCCUCAGACCGCCGUUAUUGUGAUUGAUGCGCUAGACGAAUGUGACCAUGAUCAAGAUAUCCGAAUCAUAAUUCGACUACUACCUGGUCUACAGAGGGUGAAGGCAAUUCGCCUUCGGAUCUUCUUGACUAGCAGGCCUGAACUCCCAAUCAGGCUCGGCUUCUCGGAGAUCGCAGAUCAUGAAUAUCAGGAUUCAGCUCUUCAUGAGAUACCGGAAAAAGUAACGGAACACGAUAUACGUUUAUUCUUACAAGACCGAUUUACGAAGAUCAAACACGACAGAAAUAUUUUGCAAGAUUGGCCCGGGGAUGACAUCAUCCAAGAAUUGGUCACGAUGUCCGUUCCACUGUUUAUUUCGGCUGCUACCGUGUGCCGUUACAUCGAGAAAUCAAAACUGGAACCCAAAUCACUUCUCUCAGAUCUCCUAGCGAACCAAGCUAAAUGUGUAUCGAGAAUGGAUAAGACGUAUCUUCCAAUCCUGGCGCGGGUAUUAGCCGAUCAAGAGAGUGAUAAGUCGGAGCAGCAGCAGCUCCAGCAAGAGUUUCAGGAUAUAGUCGGUGUUAUUAUCCUUCUUGCCGUUCCGCUUUCUAUAAAUACGCUCUCGCUCUUCCUUAGGAUCGAAGCAGACCAUAUCAGCAAUCUAUUGGACUCAUUCCGAUCGGUGUUUAGCAUUCCCGGUGACCAAGACCAGCCUGUCAGGAUUCUACAUCUGUCUUUUCGGGAUUUUCUGGUCCAGUCUGGAGCCAAUUUUCAUGUGGAUGAGCCAAGAAAGCACAAAGACAUUGCUAAGUCCUGUCUCAAAACUAUGCGGAGUCGUCUACAGAAAAAUAUCUGUAAACUGGAAGGCCCCGGCACACGAAGGGGAGACGUCGACCCUCAAUAUAUCCGCCAAUAUCUUCCGCUAGAAUUACAAUAUGCUUGUCGCUACUGGACACACCAUCUCGAAAAAAGCCAGGCUUUAUCUUCCGAGAUAGAUAAUGUGCUGCUAUUCCUCCAGAAGCAUUUUCUGCACUGGGUGGAGGUGAUGAGCCUGCUAGGUUCUAUAUCGGAGGUGGUAGGUAUACUUAGCCUCCUUAAUACGGUUAUACCAAUACAGAGCGACAAAAAUUCUUUACUAUCGGAUUUCCUGCAUGAUGGAAUGCGUUUUGUUCUCAAAAAUCGCCAGAUAGUUGAUAUAGCGCCACUUCAGAUAUAUUAUGCAGGGCUAGUAUUUGCACCUCGAAUGGCAGUAAUCCGUAGAGAGUUCCAGUCGGAGCUUCCUAAUUGGAUAUGCCAGUUCCCCAAAGUUGACGAUAGAUGGAGUGCAGAAUUACAGACUCUCGAGGGCCAUUCGGAUUGGGUUUACUCAGUAGCCUUCUCGCCCGACGGCCGACUGCUGGCGUCCGGCUCUGGUGAUAAUACCGUGCGGCUCUGGGACACAGCGACUGGCAGCCUGCAGCAGACUCUUGAGGGCCAUUCGGACGUAGUCCGCUCAAUAGCCUUCUCGCCUGAUAGCCGGCUGCUGGCAUCCGGCUCUGGUGAUAAUACCGUGCGGCUCUGGGACACAGCGACUGGCAGCCUGCAGCAGACUCUUGAGGGCCAUUCGGACGUAGUCCGCUCAAUAGCCUUCUCGCCUGAUAGCCGGCUACUGGCAUCCGGCUCUAGUGAUAAUACUGUGCGGCUCUGGGACAGGGCGACGGGGGGCCUGCAGCAGACUCUCAAGGGCCAUUCAACCUGGGUUUACUCAGUAGCCUUCUCGCCUAACGGCCGGCUGCUGGCGUCCGGCUGUAGCGAUGAGACUGUACGGCUCUGGGACACGGCAACGGGCGGCCUACAGCAGACUCUCAAGGGCCAUUCGCACGAGGUUCUCUCGGUAGCGUUCUCACCAGACGGCCGGCUAUUGGCGUCCGGCUCUGGCGAUAACACUGUGCGGCUUUGGGACACAGCGAAGGGCGUCCUACAGCAGACUCUGAAGGGCCAUUCGAACUCGGUUUACUCGGUAGCCUUCUCGCCCAACGGCCGGCUGCUGGCGUCCGGCUGUAGCGAUAAGACUAUACGGCUCUGGGACACGGAAACGGGUGGCCUACAACAGACUCUCAAGGGCCAUUUAGCCUGGGUUCUCUCAAUAGUGUUCUCACCAGACGGCCGGCUGUUAGCGUCCGGCUCUUGCGAUAACACCGUGCGGCUCUGGGACACGGCGACGGGCGGCCUACAGCAGACUGCCAAGGGCUAUUGGGACUGGGUUCUCUCGGUAGCCUUGCUCUGGAACAUAGCGACUGGUGGCCUACAGCAGACUCUCAAGGGCUUUCCGGACUGGGUUAUCUCGGUAGCCUUCUCGCCUGAUAGCCGGCUGCUAGCAUCCGGCUCUAACGAUGGCACCGUGCGGCUCUGGGACACAGCGACGGGCGGCCUGCAACGGACUCUUAAGGGCCAUUCAGACUUAGUCCGCUCAAUAGCAUUCUCGCCUGAUAGCCGGCUGCUGGCAUCCGGCUCUGGUGAUAACACCGUGCGGCUCUGGGACACGGCGACGGGCGGCCUGCAGCAGACUCUUAAGGGCCAUUCGGACUCCGUUAACUCAGUGGUCUUCUCGCCCGACGGCCGGCUGCUGGCAUCUGGCUCUAACGAUAGCACCGUGCGGCUCUGGGACACGGCGACGGGCGGCCUGCAGCAGACUCUUAAGGGCCAUUCGGACUCCGUUAACUCAGUGGUCUUCUCGCCCGACGGCCGGCUGCUGGCAUCUGGCUCUAACGAUAGCACCGUGCGGCUCUGGGAUACGGUGACGAGAGGCCUACAAGAGAUUUUGGGGGCCAAUGCAACUGUCCACAAACUUAAGUUUUCUCGGGAUGGCUCAUAUCUCAUGACCAACUGCGGCACUUUCAACGUUCAGCCAGGGCACGGAAAUCAUACUUCUAAUUCAAUUUACAAGAGCUCAGCGAUCUCCAUUAAGCAAGAACAGUGGAUUAACCUCAACGGCAAAGAUGUACUAUGGCUUCCUCCUGAGUUUCGACCUAGCUGUUUUGCGAUAAAUGGGGGCUCUCUUGCCUUAGGCCACGCAUCAGGGCGGAUUUCUUUUAUACGAUUUCGUAUCUAG